Messenger RNA from Meloidogyne enterolobii, 1047 nucleotides. Lineage: Eukaryota; Metazoa; Nematoda; Chromadorea; Rhabditida; Meloidogynidae. The record is from the annotation of a GenBank genome assembly.
AUGGCCGCCCAGUAUGUUGAAGUCUGUGACCCAAAUGGUGAACCUUUGCGAGUUAAUCUUUCCAAUGGAGCUUUGUUGAUCUCCUCUAUUGAUGAUGCUUUUCGUGGUGUUUUUGGUUUGAAGUAUAAAGAUAAGAGUACUGGCGCUAAGUACGCUGUUCAAACUGAUCCAAUCAAUCAAGUUUUUUUGGCACCUCCAGGCGGAUGGGGAAACAAAACUUUUGAACUUGUGCCUUUACCUAACCGUUCUGCUAGUGUCACUCCUGAUCGACCUGCCUCUCCUUGGUUGCAUGUUCAACGAGAGCUUCCUCUUAUUGAUUCAGUUAGCGAAUUUUGCUUUUACCUGAAGAAAGAAGUUAGUUCCGAUAAAGAAAAUGAACCUAAAAAGGAAGUAAAAACUUGCGUCACACGCAUCAACAAAAGAUAUUUUGCAACUUUUUACCAUGACUUGCAUAAAGAUUUUGAAGAAGGGAAUGUUGUUGAAAUAUUUUCCAAUGAUGACAAGGCUUUUAAAGCAACGUGCAAAUUUAAAAAUACUUUAUGGGACUUUAUAUUAUUUAAAUCUAAUGAAGAUGUUAAAGGCGAUGGCCCUCAUAUUUUUGAUGUUUUUUAUCCUGGGGAACGUAUUAUUUUAUAUGGUCGUGCAACAGAUGAUGGAAGACUAGCUCCACAAGAAGGAAUUAUAAAUUCAUUAGAAGGAUAUUGGGACGGAAAAAAGCAUGCAACUUUUUUGAUGGGAACAAUCAAAACUAAUCGUGGUGAUAGUGGAGGAGGAGUCUUCAAUCACAGUGGAUUGUUGGGCAUAAGUGUUGGAAAUACACCGUUUGAAGAUUUUCCGUAUAGCCAAGCUGCUAGGGAGGCUGCCGAAUUUAAUUCCAGAAACUAUAUUAUUUCUGCAAAGGAUUUGGCUGCGGCUGCUGAGCAAGUUGAGGGAACAAGAAAGAAAGAAGUACAUCAACCUAGACCCGGACCUCCUCCAAUUGUUAGAGCAUGUAUGGGUCUACCAAAGAAGAGGGGAAGGCCUGAUGACGAUACUGAAGAAUAUUGA